Messenger RNA from Benincasa hispida (wax gourd), 1595 nucleotides. RefSeq lists its product as uncharacterized. NCBI's taxonomy places the organism in Eukaryota, Viridiplantae, Streptophyta, Magnoliopsida, Cucurbitales, Cucurbitaceae. Gene Ontology annotation, biological process: transmembrane transport. The record is from RefSeq and is a predicted model, not a curated record.
AGGUCAAAUGGAAAUUUCCAAAGUCCACAACUUUUGUUCUUGUUAGGUUUUCCUUGUUCUAGGGUUUUUCUCCAUUCCAUUCCACCCUUCACUUUUCUCCUUAAUUGUUGAUUUCCUUCUCUUUAAGACGGAUGUGAGAUCAAUAUCACUCAUCAUUCUCCCAGCUUCCAGGACGGUUUUUGAAAAACAGCAAAUGAAUAUGGAAGCUCGAGUUGGUGUGGUGGUCGAAGGAGGACAGCAGGCUCUUAAUUCUGCUCACGACGGCGGGGCCAGGAAAUAUUUACACCAACAAGGCCAGAACAAACCCUCGUUGAACCAGCAACCGCAGAUUGGCACGGUGCAGCAGCUUCUAGCCGGUGGUAUCGCGGGUGCCUUUAGCAAGACAUGUACGGCGCCUCUUGCUCGCCUUACUAUCCUCUUUCAGGUGCAAGGUAUGCACUCUGAUAUUGCUGCAAUGAAGAAAGCCAGCAUUUGGCAUGAAGCUUCACGUAUCAUCAAUGAGGAGGGAUUCCGGGCAUUUUGGAAAGGCAAUCUGGUCACAAUAGCUCACCGCCUACCUUAUUCUUCUGUCAAUUUCUAUGCUUAUGAACAAUACAAGAAGUUUCUGCACUCAUUGAUUAGGGAAAGAUACCCGGGCAAUGCCAGCGCAGAUCUUCUUGUGCAUUUUUCUGGUGGUGGUUUGGCUGGAAUAACUGCUGCCUCUGUUACGUACCCACUGGACCUUGUUAGGACCAGACUUGCAGCACAGAGAAAUACCAUUUAUUACAGAGGCAUUUGGCACGCAUUCCAUACCAUUUUCCGGGAAGAAGGUUUCUUAGGCAUGUAUAAAGGGCUCGGAGCAACCUUGUUGGGUGUUGGACCAAGUAUAGCUAUAAGCUUUUCAGUGUAUGAAAGCUUGAGAUCAUUUUGGCAAUCUCGAAGGCCGAACGACUCCACUGUAAUGGUCAGUCUUGCAUGCGGUAGUCUUUCAGGCAUAGCAUCAUCAACAGCUACGUUUCCUUUGGAUCUUGUAAGACGAAGGAAACAAUUGGAAGGUGCUGGUGGUCGAGCCCGUGUUUAUAACACUGGGUUGUAUGGAAUAUUUAAACACAUUGUGCAGACAGAAGGUCUAAAAGGUUUGUACCGAGGGAUUCUUCCAGAGUACUAUAAGGUUGUGCCAAGUGUAGGCAUCGUCUUCAUGACGUACGAGACUCUGAAAACAGUUCUGUCACAAAUUUCCUCCCGUUCAUAGCUGCUCUCGGAUGUGUGAUUCUUCCAUUCGAGUGCUUAUUUUGAGUCACUGUAUUAUUUCCAGCCAGUAGUAUUCAAUGGUGAACAAAAUGAGAUACGUAGAAAUAGGUUACUGGUCAAUAGGAUAUUUUAGAGCGACCAUUCUUUUUUCCUUGAUAGAUUUUGUGGCAGUAAAUUUUUGCUCGUUACUGCCAGGAUACUACUAGUAUUUUAAUUCUUGUACAGGAAGAGUUUAACCCAAAGGAGUUGCCAAUUUCGAUACCAUUCAAGAUACCAUUCAAAAGCUUGAAGAGCUACGUAGUCUUUAUUGUAUUUUUAGGUUUACAAUUGUGUGUUUAAUAAUGUGUUCUAUUUUGCCCAUGGAA